AUGUGGUCUGAAGGGUAUGACUAUGAAAGGCUCCCAAGAGAAAGAGGGCCUCCUUGGAAUCACAACAGAGAUGAAUCUGGCUAUCGAUGGAGUAGAGAUGAUCAUUCUGCGAGCCGACAGCCCGAGUACAGGGACACAAGAGAUGGUUUUAGAAGAAAAAGUUUCUACUCUUCCCAUUAUUCGAGGGACCGUUCUCCCCAUAAAAGGGAGUCUCCAUUUUUCAGAGAGUCACCUGGAGGUCGAAAGGACUCUCCACACAGCAGAGCUGGCUCCAGUGUCAGCAGCAGAGACUACUCUCCAGAACGGAGCAAGCCAUAUUCAUUCCACCAGUCUCAGCAUAGAAGUAAAGAGAGAUCUGCUCAGUCCUUGAAAACAUCACGAGACACUUCACCUUCGAGCUCUUCAGCAGUUCCUUCAUCAAAGGUGUUAGACAAACCCACUAGGUUAACCGAAAAGGAACUGGCUGAGGCUGCAAGCAAGUGGGCUGCGGAAAAGUUAGAGAAGUCGGAUGAGAGUAACUUGCCUGAAAUUUCUGAGUUUGAGACGGUACCUGCUGCACCAUUAUUCAUUGACCAGCCAGAGGAACCUGAGUCGAACACAACCAACGGGAUAGAAUUAUUUGAAGACAGUCAGCUAGACAGUCGCUCUAAAGCAAUAGCAUCAAAACCAAAGAGAUUGACAGGUUUACCGCAAGACUGUGAAACCUUCGGGAUGGUGGUGAAAAUGCUGAUUGAAAAAGAUCCUUCAUUAGAACAGUCGAUACAGUUUGCACUGAGGCAGAAUUUACAUGAAAUAGGUGAGCGGUGUGUUGAAGAACUGAAGCAUUUUAUUGCAGAGUAUGAUAAUUCUGCUCAAGAUUUUGGAGAGUCUUUUUUGAAAAAUUAGUGUUCAGGCAAAAUGUAACCACCCUCCCUCUACCACCUCUGGAUUUGUGUAAAUCCUUAAUGUAUGAAACUUUUGUGAUGAAGAGAAAUACUUUAUUUGGCUACAUUUCCAAUUCAGUUUAAACAUCUAAAAUAGUCCUUUAAAGAUAUUUUAAUUAUAUUUUUUUCCUAAACAUGAAGCCAGGCCAUACCCCCACCUCCCAAAAUGGCUAAUUUACU
Molecule: messenger RNA, 1103 nt
Organism: Perognathus longimembris pacificus (Pacific pocket mouse)
Lineage: Eukaryota; Metazoa; Chordata; Mammalia; Rodentia; Heteromyidae
Product: periphilin-1-like
Biological process (GO): protein localization to heterochromatin; negative regulation of gene expression, epigenetic; negative regulation of DNA-templated transcription
Cellular component (GO): nucleoplasm
Source: RefSeq, a predicted model, not a curated record